This is a messenger RNA of Symphalangus syndactylus (siamang), 8140 nucleotides long. RefSeq names its product stereocilin-like. NCBI's taxonomy places the organism in Eukaryota, Metazoa, Chordata, Mammalia, Primates, Hylobatidae. Gene Ontology annotation, cellular component: kinocilium; cell surface; stereocilium tip. Gene Ontology annotation, biological process: cell-matrix adhesion. The record is from RefSeq and is a predicted model, not a curated record.
UGUCAGGCAGAGAGUGUCCUGUGGGAGUUUUGGGGAGUGAGGAUGUUUCAGAGUUCUCACCUCUCAUGACUUUUCCCAGGUAUACCCAUUCUAACUGGCAGAUCACAGUGUUCCAGUUAUCACCAGUCUUAUCCAUUUCAUUUUAGCAGGACAUAUGAUUAAUUUCUUGUUCUGGACCUUUGUAGUUUAAAUUUGCUGGUUGUUCUCUGUUUCCAUUUGGUCAUCUGUAGGUUGGAACUUGUCUCACUCUUGUUGAACUUUAUCAAAUUAUAAGCAAUAACCAAUACACUCAAAUAUCCUGGUAUAUUUGCCAUAAACCCUAAGCACUUCGCCCUCAGUUUGCACAUAGUCUGAAUCUUUAGCAGCAAGAGAAUUGCUUAAUCAACAGCUUACAACAGCAGAACGUGGACUGCUAGGAAAAUUUCAUCCUGAAUUGAGGGAAUCCUCAUUGUUUCUCUCUCUAGUUGACUCAACUAGUUCCAUAUUUGUUCUGAAGGUCUUUCACUCAAGAUACAACUUCCAGAUAAUCAUUUAUGUAUUCAUUAGAACUCCUUUAGUUUCAAGUAGAAAAAAUCAUCUUGAGCUAUUCUAAUAAUGGUAAUAGUAACAUUGAGUGAAUGUUUAUUCUAUACCAGUGUCUGGCCCAUAAUAAGUGCUUAAUCUUUGUUGAAUGAAUACUAGACAUUGCACUAAGUACUUUAAAUGCAUUAUCUAAUUUAAUCCUCACAAAAACUCUACACUAGGAUUUUUUCCUUUUUACAGUAAAAACAGCAACAGCAACAACAACCACAGCAACAACAACAACAACCACAACAACAAAAACCCAAAAAACCAAAAACAGAGAUUUAGAAACUGCCCCAGGACACACAGCUAGUAAAUGUUGGAACCAGGGUUUGAACCUAGACCAUCUCAUUUUUUGCUACCCUAUGAGGAAAGAAGAAUAAUUUAUUGUAAGAGAGUUGUUACAGAAUGAAGGGCAGAAAUUCAGAAGGAUUACAGGAUGGGCUGGAACCACAAAGCUGUUGGGAACUCAGGUCGUAUUCUCCCUCGGAUUCAUCUGUCUGCUUUUUAGACUAGAUGUGGUAUCCUUGAUGGGCAAAGGGAAUAUUGGUAAAAUUACACAACAGAUCAUUUCACUGAUCUCAACUUUUGAUUUGCCUUGGAAAAUCCCAUCAUUGCUCCCAGCUAUCUUUGUGACCUGGGUUAAGUCAUUCCAUUUCUUUGGGCUCCAAUUCCCCUGUCUAUAAAAUGAGAAGUUCUUACCAGAGGAUUCCUCAAGUCUUUUCUGUGAUCCUGGGAGGCCGAGGCAGGAGGAUUGCUUGAGUCCAGGAGUUUGAGGGUGCAGUGAGCUAGGAUCAUACCACAGUAUUCCAGCCUGGGCCACAGACCAAGACCCUAUCUCUAAAUAAAUAAAUACAUAAAAAUAAAACUCUGUGAUCCUAAGUGAAUCUUCUAGGUCAGAAGCACAUUAAUAAUGAAGUUCCAUGUGUGGAUUCGAGGGAGAGAAUGGGGAAGGGUUCUAGGGAAAGAAGGACAGAAUAAAAGUUUGGGUAUAGCUUCAGUGUUGAAUUGCUAUUUAGAGUUGGUGUAAAGUGAAGGCCUUUGGGGAGAUAUAGAUGGAGAAUGGAAAAGACUUCUAACCUUGGCCUGGGGUGGUGGCUCAAGCCUGUAAUCCCAGCACUUUGGGAGACUGAGGUGGAUGAAUCACUUGAGGUCACGAGUCCAAGACCAGCUUGGGCAACAUGGUGAAACCCCAUCUCCACAAAAAAUACAAAAAUUAGCCGUGCGCGGUGGCGCAUGCCUGUAGUCCCCAGCUACUUGGGAGGCUGAGGCAGGAUAAUCGCUUGAACCAAGGAGGCAGAAAUUGCAUUGAGCCAAGAUAGUGCCACUGCACUCCAGCCUGGCUAACAGAGUGAGACUCCAUCUCAAAAAAAAAAAAAAAAAAGGCACGGUGGCUCACGCCUGUAACCCCAGCACUUUGGGAGGCUGAGGUGGAUAGAUCACUUAAGGUCAGGAGUUCAAGAACAGCCUAGCCAACAUGGUGAAACCCCAUCUCUACUAAAAAUACACAAAUUAGCUGGGUGUGGUGGCACGUGCCUGUAAUCCCAGGUACUUGGGAGGCUGAGGCAGGAAAAUUGCUUGAAGCCGGAAGGCAGAGGUUGCAGUGGUCAGAUAGCCCCACUGCACUCCAGCCUGGGCAACAGAGAGAGAUUCCCUCUCAAACGCCCGCCCCCCGAAAAAAAACAAAAACAACAACAAAAAAGAGUUCUAACCCUGACCAGACCAGAUUAUUUUGAAUGACAUCUCUUUCUCUCUCUGUUCCAUGAGCAGUUCUGUGUGUAGGGAGAUCAGUCCCUGUGCGUAGUGAUUUAAUCUGGUUUCUGUCUUCUCAGCUCAGAGUUUUUGAUAGGGCUUUCACCUACUAGGCCACAGAGAAAGAACCAAAUGAUAGGGGAUUCCAGGGGGGAAGGAAAGACCCAAACAUUUGAAUGGCCUAAUGAGCAAAUCACAUUUCUCCGGGUCUGUUUCCUUAUCCAUAAGUGAAAAAGUUUGGUGUAUGUGAUCUCUGAGGUACUGCUCAGCCCUUGACACUCUGUGGUCCUGGGUAGUAGUCGAAAGCAGCUCUCCUCUUCCUGAAUUCUCCAUCCUUGGACUGGACCUCUCGUCUGUUUAUACCUUGCUGCCCAGUUUGUUUCUCCUGGGCGUCUUUUCUUCCUCAAUUUCCUCAAAUCCUACUUGCUUCUUAGCUCCUUCAUAUCCUCUUUGUUUUCUAUGUUUCUGCAGAACCCCAGAUUACACCCCUGGUCUCCAGUUCUCCAUGUCCAUGUCUGCCUAUUCCUUUCUGCAUCACUGGCUCCUAACUCAAGCAAUCUCCUCGGAUUCCUCUGAGGGGCCCCUGGGAUCCCCUAUCAUUGGUCCCUCUCACAGAAGCAUACCCUUCUCCAGAGCCAAAGGAUCAGAUAUUCAGCGGCUCAGGUAACAAACCUGCUGUCAGGUUACAUAUAUUGUUUCCUGAAAGACCACACUACAGUGUCAGUGGAGCCUCAGGCUGCCUGCAGUGCCCUGCCCUCACCUGGCUAUCUCACAAAGGUGAGAAUAACCAGAACUCACCUCCAGUACCAGUGUUCAACUGGAACAUGGCUCUGAGCCUCUGCCCCCUGCUGCUGCUGCUGCUGCUGCUGUCCUUUGCAGUGACCCCUACUGGGCCUCAUUCCCUGGACUCUGGUCUCUCCUUCCUGAAGUCAUUGCUCUCCACUCUGGACCAGGCUCCCCAGGGCUCCCUGAGCCGCUCACGGUUCUCUACAUUCCUGGCCAACAUUUCUUCUUCCUUUGAGCCUGGGAGAAUGGGGGAAGGACCAGUAGGAGAGCCCCCACCUCUCCAGCCACCUGCUCUCCGGCUCCAUGAUUUUCUAGUGACACUGAGAGGCAGCCCCGACUGGGAGCCAAUGCUAGGGCUGCUAGGGGAUAUGCUGGCACUGCUGGGACAGGAGCAGACUCCCCGAGAUUUCCUGGUGCACCAGGCAGGCGUGCUGGGUGGACUCGUGGAGGUGCUGCUGGGAGCCUUAGUUCCUGGGGGCCCCCCUACCCCAACUCGGCCCCGGUGCACCCGUGAUGGGCCCUCUGACUGUGUCCUGGCUGCUGACUGGUUGCCUUCUCUGCUGCUGCUGUUAGAGGGCACACGCUGGCAAGCUCUGGUGCAGGUGCCGCCCAGUGUGGACCCCACCAAUGCCACAGGCCUUGAUGGGACGGAGGCAGCUCCUCACUUUUUGCAGGGUCUGUUGGGUUUGCUUACCCCAACAGGGGAGCUAGGCUCUGAGGGGGCUCUUUGGGGCGGUCUGCUACGCACAGUGGGGGCCCCCCUCUAUGCUGCCUUUCAGGAGGGGCUGCUCCAUGUCACCCACUCCCUGCAGGAUGAGGUCUUUUCCAUUCUGGGGCAGCCAGAGCCUGAUGCCAAUGGGCAGUGCCAUGGAGUUUUCUUCCUUACUCUUUCCCUCCUAGGUAACCUUCAACAACUGCUCUUAUGGGGCAUCCGGCACAACCUUUCCUGGGAUGUCCAGGCGCUGGGCUUUCUGUCUGGAUCACCACCCCCACCCCCUGCCCUCCUUCAUUGCCUGAGCACGGGCGUGCCUCUGCCCAGAGCUUCUCAGCCCUCAGCCCACAUCAGCCCACGCCAACGGCGAGCCAUCGCUGUGGAGGCCCUCUGUGAGAACCGCUCAGGCCCAGCACCACCCUACAGCAUUUCCAACUUCUCCAUCCACUUGCUCUGCCAGCACACCAAGCCUGCCACUCCACAGCCCCCUCCCAGCACCACUGCCAUCUGCCAGACAGCUGUGUGGUAUGCAGUGUCCUGGGCACCAGGUGCCCAAGGCUGGCUACAGGCCUGCCAUGACCAAUUUCCUGAUGAGUUUUUGGAUGCGAUCUGCAGUAACCUGUCCUUUUCAGCCCUGUCUGGCUCCAACCGCCGCCUGGUGAAGCGGCUCUGUGCUGGCCUGCUCCCACCCCCUACCAGCUGCCCUGAAGGCCUGCCCCCUGUUCCCCUCACCCCAGACAUCUUUUGGGGCUGCUUCUUGGAGAAUGAGACUCUGUGGGCUGAGCGACUGUGUGGGGAGGCAAGUCUACAGGCUGUGCCCCCCAGCAACCAGGCUUGGGUCCAGCAUGUGUGCCAGGGUCCCACCCCAGAUGUCACUGCCUCCCCACCGUGCCACAUUGGACCCUGUGGGGAACGCUGCCCGGAUGGGGGCAGCUUCCUGGUGAUGGUCUGUGCCAAUGACACCAUGUAUGAAGUCCUGGUGCCCCUCUGGCCUUGGCUAGCAGGCCAAUGCAGGAUAAGUCGUGGGGGCAAUGACACUUGCUUCCUAGAAGGGCUGCUGGGCCCCCUUCUGCCCUCUCUGCCACCACUGGGACCAUCCCCACUCUGUCUGACCCCUGGCCCCUUCCUCCUUGGCAUGCUAUCCCAGUUGCCACGCUGUCAGUCCUCUGUCCCAGCCCUUGCUCACCCCACACGCCUACACUAUCUCCUCCGCCUGCUGACCUUCCUCUUGGGUCCAGGGGCUGUGGGCACUGAGGCUCAGGGGAUGCUGGGUCGGGCCCUACUGCUCUCCAGUCUCCCAGACAACUGCUCCUUCUGGGAUGCCUUUCGCCCAGAGGGCCGGCGUAGUGUGCUACGGACGAUUGGGGAAUACCUGGAACGAGAGGAGGAGCAGCCAACUCCAUCAGGCUUUGAACCCACUGUCAACCCCAGCUCUGGUAUAAGCAAGAUGGAGCUGCUGGCCUGCUUUAGUCCUGUGCUGUGGGAUCUGCUCCAGAGGGAAAAGAGUGUUUGGGCCCUGCAGAUUCUAGUGCAGGCGUACCUGCAUAUGCCCCCAGAAAACCUCCAGCAGCUGGUGCUUUCAGCAGAGAGGGAGGCUGCACAGGGCUUCCUGACACUCAUGCUGCAGGGGAAGCUGCAGGUACCACCAUCCGAGGAGCAGGCCCUGGGUCGCCUGACAGCCCUGCUGCUCCAGCGGUACCCACGCCUCACCUCCCAGCUCUUCAUUGAUCUGUCACCACUCAUCCCUUUCUUGGCUGUCUCUGACCUGAUGCGCUUCCCACCAUCCCUGUUAGCCAACGACAGUGUCCUGGCUGCCAUCCGGGAUUACAGCCCAGGAAUGAGGCCUGAACAGAAGGAGGCUCUGGCAAAGCGACUGCUGGCCCCUGAACUGUUUGGGGAAGUGCCUGCCUGGCCCCAGGAGCUGCUGUGGGCAGUGCUGCCCCUGCUCCCCCACCUCCCUCUGGAGAACUUUCUGAAGCUCAGCCCUCACCAGAUCCAGGCCCUGGAGGAUAGCUGGCCAGCAGCAGGUCUGGGGCCAGAGCAUGCCCGCCAUGUGCUGCGCAGCCUGGUAAACCAGAGUGUCCAGGAUGGUGAGGAGCAGGUACGCAGGCUUGGGCCCCUCGCCUGUUUCCUGAGCCCUGAGGAGCUGCAGAGCCUAGUGCCCCUGAGUGAUCCGAUGGGGCCGGUAGAACGGGGGCUGCUGGAAUGUGCAGCCAACGGGACCCUCAGCCCAGAAGGACGGGUGGCAUAUGAACUUCUGGGUGUGUUGCGCUCAUCUGGAGGAGCGGUGCUGAGCCCCCGGGAGCUGCGGGUCUGGGCCCCUCUCUUCCCUCAGCUGGGCCUCCGCUUCCUGCAGGAGCUGUCAGAGCCCCAGCUUAGAGCCAUGCUUCCUGUCCUGCAGGGAACUAGUGUUACACCUGCUCAGGCUGUCCUGCUGCUUGGACGGCUCCUUCCUAGGCACGAUCUAUCCCUGGAGGAACUCUGCUCCUUGCACCUUCUGCUACCAGGCCUCAGCCCCCAGACACUCCAGGCCAUCCCUAGGCGAGUCCUGGUCGGGGCUUGUUCCUGCCUGGCGCCUGAACUGUCACGCCUCUCAGCCUGCCAGACCGCAGCACUGCUGCAGACCUUUCGGGUUAAAGAUGGUGUGAAAAAUAUGGGUACAACAGGUGCUGGUCCAGCUGUGUGUAUCCCUGGUCAGCCUAUUCCCACCACCUGGCCAGACUGCCUGCUUCCCCUGCUCCCACUAAAGCUGCUACAACUGGAUUCCUCGGCUCUUCUGGCAAAUCAAAGACGCUACUGGGAGCUGCCCUGGUCUGAGCAGCAGGCACAGUUUCUCUGGAAGAAGAUGCAAGUACCCACCAACCUGACCCUCAGGAAUCUACAGGCUCUGGGCACCCUGGCAGGAGGCAUGUCCUGUGAGUUUCUGCAGCAGAUCAACUCCAUGGUAGACUUCCUUGAAGUGGUGCACAUGAUCUAUCAACUGCCCACUAGAGUUCGAGGGAGCCUGAGGGCCUGUAUCUGGGCAGAGCUAAAGCGGAGGAUGACAAUGCCAGAACCAGAAUGGACAACUCUAGGGCCAGAACUGAAUGGGCUGGAUAGCAAGCUACUCCUGGACUUACCGAUCCAGUUGAUGGACAGACUAUCCAAUGAAUCCAUUAUGUUGGUGGUGGAGCUGGUACAAAGAGCUCCAGAGCAGCUGCUGGCACUGACCCCACUCCACCAGGCAGCCCUGGCAGAGAGGGCACUACAAAACCUGGCUCCAAAGAAGACUCCAGUCUCAGGAGAAGUGCUGGAGACCUUAGGCCCUCUGGUUGGAUUCCUGGGGAUAGAGAGCACACGACAGAUCCCCCUACAGAUCCUUCUGUCCCAUCUCAGUCAGCUGCAAGGCUUCUGCCUAGGAGAGACAUUUGCCACAGAGCUGGGAUGGCUGCUAUUGCAGGAGUCUGUUCUUGGGAAACCAGAGUUGUGGAGCCAGGAUGGAGUAGAGCAAGCUGGAUGCCUAGUAUUCACUCUGUCUACUGAGGCAAUUUCCUUGAUCCCCAGGGAGGCCUUCGGUCCAGAGACCCUGGAGCGGCUUCUAGAACAGCAGCAGAGCUGAGAGCAGAGCAGAGUUGGACAGCUGUGUAGGGGGCCACAGCUUGCUGCCAAGAAAGCAGCUCUGGUAGCAGGGGUGGUGCGACCAGCUGCUGAGGAUCUUCCAGGUGAAACUACCCAAAUACUUACAUGUCCAGCAGGAUGUACAGGGAGUAUCAAACGGUCUGGUUUCUACAUGUGCUCUUCUCUGGGACUGGGUUUUCUAAUUUAUAAAGCAGAGAGUUUAGAGGGAUGAUCUUUAAGUCUCUUCUAGUUCUAGAAUUCUAUAGCUCUGGGAGUGUGUAAACUAUUAAGUUUUCUUUUAGCCCAGAACUUCCAUUUUCCUGCUCUCUUGCCUCUUUAAACAGCUGACUCAGCUCUAGCUCAGCUAAGCGUGGAGCUCUCUGCUGGGGAGAUCCCUAGAAGGAGACAUUGUGAGGCUUGAGAACUGGGUUCAAAUUCAGCUCUGCCAUGAAAUGCCUGACCAACUCCUCAGUCUUCCAUCUAUAAAACAAGGGACUUGGCAUCUCCAAUCACUUCUCGUUCUAUUAACUUCUAAGCCCUAUACAUCUUACCCUGUAACACUCCCUCGAUCCCUACUUCCCACAGUGCUCCAUCCUGCAAAGGUUGGAAGAGUCAUUCCAUCUACAGAUACCUCCUGGCCCUGCCUUCCCCUUCAGAACCUGUGCCAAAUUGUGAAGAUGCACGAGAGACAUUCCCAGCAGCCUGGUCUGCAACCCAGAUUGCAGAGAUGGA